AUGAGCUGAAAGAAAAUUUGUGUAAAUCAGAAGAAAAUGGCAGAUAAACAAGUGAUGAUAAUGGCAUUGGAUGAAAGUGAUCACAGUUUCUAUGCACUUGAUUGGAUUCUCACACAGUUCUUUAGUCCUCCUUCAGAUUCUGCUUUCAAGCUCAUUAUUAUCCAUGCCAAGACCUCUCCUGUUUCCGCUAUUGGACUAGGUGGACCUGGUUUAGGAUCCACCGAUGUGCUACAUCUAGUGGAAGCGGAUCUCACGAAGACAGCAGAAAAGGUCAUUUCUAGAGCGAAAGAUCUUUGCACCAGUAGAUCGGUAACUGACGUCCAGUACGAAGUGAUCAAAGGAGACGCAAGGAACGUCAUGUGUGAGGCUGUAGAGAAAUUUCAUGCAUCUGUUUUGACUCUUGGUAGCCAUGGCUAUGGAGCUUUUAAACGGGCUGUGUUGGGAAGUGUAAGUGACUAUUGCUGCCACCAUGCUCGUUGCUCUGUGAUGAUUGUGAAAAAGCCCAAGCAAAUUAAUUAAAAAAUUUCACUUUCAGUUUUGUUUACCUUUGAUUUUCCUACGUUAUAUUUGAUCAUUUGUACAAGCUAACUUUCUUGAUGGGUACUUGUAAUCGUCGAGACCUUGGAACGAGGAUGUGAUUCGAUGUAAUUCUUUGUCGUUCUUCCUGUUGAAUCAAUGUCUUGUAUCAACAAAAAACAAACAUGAAACAAAAUUCUUU
Molecule: messenger RNA, 718 nt
Organism: Olea europaea var. sylvestris
Lineage: Eukaryota; Viridiplantae; Streptophyta; Magnoliopsida; Lamiales; Oleaceae
Product: universal stress protein PHOS34-like
Exons: 4
Coding region: 37-519 (160 amino acids)
Source: RefSeq, a predicted model, not a curated record